UCACCUCCUAACAAAAAAAAAAAAAAAAAAGCGUCGCUAUGUCAGUGAAAGGGUUUUGAAUCCGGUGAGGAGAAAAGAGUGAGGCGGAGAAAAUGGCUUGGGGAGAGAUGGUAUCUCGCCUUCAUCUGUUGAUCGGUCGCUGCCACCUGGCUGAAGGAGAAGACAAUUUGACGACGGCGGAGGCAAUGGAGAAAGAUGUGCUUCUUUCACUAUCGCAGGUGUCGAGAGAUAUUCAAUCUUGGAUUAGUGAAACUGGCGGCCUUGAUUCUGAUUCGGAUCAAGGAGAGGAAACUCCUUCUGCUUCUGCUUCUCCAGAAUCCAUGGAUCAUCUACGCUUAGAAAGACUUGUCGUCGAUCUUGUUGGUUUGUUAGGUGUGAAGAAUGUGCAUGUUCAGCAUUUGGCUGGCAACAUUCUUGUCCAAGUAUCUCACUCUCUGCUUGAAUCCGUACGUCAAUGGGAUGAUUUCAUUCGCUUGGUUUUUGACUGUUUCCACUUAGCAGCUUCUCCAAAUGGAUUCGAGGGUUCAAAUAUUGCUUCUGAUGUUCUUAAAGGCGAGAUGAAAAAGGCUAAUUGCUGCACCCUGUCUGGUAUCUUUAGAGUUCUUCGUAAUAUACUGAAGCGCUUGAGCCAAGAAGAAAAGGAGGAACUUAUUGAUGUAUACUUGGAAUCUCUCGACUCUACACUUGCGAAGAUCCCUUGGUCCCGCAUGGACACUCAUUUCUCUAAUCCUCAUGGUGGUAGCGAAAGAAAUUCCCAAGGAAGCAUUGGAAACAAUGAGGAUGGAACUGUGUUUCUUGGGAACUUUGUUCAGUUUCUCUCAACCGUGGUUCAGCAGGUUCGCUUUGCAGAAGAUUCUGAUGCUUUUGGACCUACGCAUUCGCUACUCCAAAAAAGCAUCGAGCUUGUUCCGGAUCUCCUCCGCUGGUGCCAGCCAAAGUUAGAUAGUCAAAGUGGCUCUUGCAUGUCAACAUACCUAGUGCACAAGUUGCUGGUGUUGAUGAUCAGGCUUACCUAUCAGUCGAAUAUAAGAUGUACCGUUCUUCUUUCAUGGCUGCAAUAUUUGCAACACCAUUAUCAAGGCUUUCUCCACCACACUCUAACUAGGAAUAAACCCGUCCAAGAUAACUGUUUGGAAGGAUCUCCAUUUUUUGUGAGUUUGUCUGAUAGGGAUGUCAAUGAGACGCAUUCUAAUCACUUGCAAAGACUAUCUGUGUUUCUGUUACUACGGUGCUCCCUCACUCUGCUUUAUUCAAGUCGACAUACCGACAAGGACUGUGAGUUUGACUGUAGAAAGAAAGGGAUGGAAGGGAUGUUUAAAUGGAUUGAACAACAGGUUCCAGGUAAUACGUUUUUAGAUCACGGAACUUAUAGCAAGAAGAGUGUUGGCUUCUCUACAUCAUUCGUCCAGCUAUUCAUGCAUGAGGAUGACUUAUUAUUUAAAGUUCUCCUGCAAUUGCUGUCUGUGCCGUUGGCUGGAGAGGAACGGCUUAAGGGGGAUAGGGGUUUGCCUCAAGAUAAGGAGAUUUAUGUCCGUUUAUCAACAUUUUUCAAUCCUGUGAUCCUCUUCUGUAUAUUUCUUUCAGAGCUGCAUUAUGACCAUCAAGUCCUUCUUGACUACCUUAUAUCUAAAGACAUCGGGGCUAGCUGUGCAGAGUACCUGCUGAGAUGCUUGCGCACAGUGUCUGACUCGUGGACCCUGUUUGUGGAAUUCCCAUUUGAAGAAAAUUUAAAUGAUUCAUCUUCGAAGAGAAGGAGACUUCUGCCUGAGACUCCUGAGGUUGAACAAAACCGGAAACAACAUUCCCAGGCUUUCGAAAAUGCCAAAGAUUGUUUGCUUUCUUUACAAAACUCAGUUGUGAGGCUACAUCAGAAGAAGCUAUUUCCAUACAACCCAGAAGCUCUUCUACGACGUUUGUCAAGAUUUCAAGAGCUCUGUCUACUUCACGAGUAAAUAUUAUCUGGACCCAAAGUCUCAGCUCAGAUUCUAUUAGACAGAAGGAUCAGACUCAAAGAGCUUUCCAGAUCAAGUUUCAAACUAAUUGGCUCACAUGUAGAAUGAUAGACGAUCAGAGAACAUUGUUUUCUUACCUCCACAAUCUAAAUCUGAGAGGUAUAUAAUAGGAUACUUUUGUCAAGCUAGUUUGAAACUUCCCCAGGCAAAUACAGUAAGCAAUGUGGAAAAUUAAGAAUCACAAUUGUUUUGAAGCUCUCUUAUUUAUAUAAAUAAAUGCAGAGUGAAGUGUGAGGUAUGUAUACGCUCACUCACUCCAGAGCUAGCUUUUUUCUCUUAA
This is a messenger RNA of Raphanus sativus (radish), 2292 nucleotides long. RefSeq lists its product as uncharacterized. The record is from RefSeq and is a predicted model, not a curated record. The transcript is spliced from 13 exons. Lineage: Eukaryota; Viridiplantae; Streptophyta; Magnoliopsida; Brassicales; Brassicaceae. The coding region runs from base 93 to 1952 and encodes 619 amino acids.